AUGCCCCCUGCUCCCAAUCACGAACACCAGACCACAAUGAUAGUCUGCGGCGGCCUGCGCUCCUUCCGCGUCCGUCUCCCUGCGGCUCCAGAACAUGACUUCCCCGACAUUCCAGGACUUUCGAAGAUGGACCAGUAUCUCAUCAUCGCCCAGCGUCAGAGGGUCGAUGACCGCCUCAGGGCGGUCGAGGAGACGCAGCGGGGUAUACUUGAGCGCCUGAGUCGGCUUGAGCGCAGUCUUGAGCGCAGUCUUGAAAGCAAUUUUGGCGAGGGACUGUCGAGGGCCACAAACACGGCCACAAACACGGCCAACGGCGUCGCUGAGGCGAGCGCGGCAGGCGCGGAGAACCCGGAUGCGCAGGCCGGCAGCACACAAACCACGACAGAGUCGAGUCGCGAGCACAACGCCCAGGAGAUCCGUACAGAACGCAAAUAA
Messenger RNA from Trichosporon asahii var. asahii CBS 2479, 435 nucleotides. RefSeq lists its product as uncharacterized. The record is from RefSeq and is a predicted model, not a curated record. The coding region runs from base 1 to 435 and encodes 144 amino acids. The transcript has a single exon. NCBI's taxonomy places the organism in Eukaryota, Fungi, Basidiomycota, Tremellomycetes, Trichosporonales, Trichosporonaceae.